This is a messenger RNA of Perognathus longimembris pacificus (Pacific pocket mouse), 1468 nucleotides long. RefSeq names its product nucleoporin 62 C-terminal like (gene Nup62cl). Gene Ontology annotation, cellular component: nuclear pore; nuclear pore central transport channel. Gene Ontology annotation, molecular function: phospholipid binding; structural constituent of nuclear pore. Gene Ontology annotation, biological process: protein import into nucleus; RNA export from nucleus. The record is from RefSeq and is a predicted model, not a curated record. NCBI's taxonomy places the organism in Eukaryota, Metazoa, Chordata, Mammalia, Rodentia, Heteromyidae. The coding region runs from base 148 to 666 and encodes 172 amino acids. The transcript is spliced from 7 exons.
CUCACCGCGAGGACGCUUCAUUCCGAGUCGCCGGGUCCGCCCCCCUUCGGUCGCUUCGCUGCAUCAGAAGCCCGCACGUUAACUUUUCUCAUAAACCAGAGGUUUGGCUCCAGUAUCUACUGAUCUACGCCUAGAUCACUCUUCAGGAUGUUUCCCAAAGUACUCAGUGUUCACAACUUAAUAACUACUGAGGAAUUCUCAUCUACAAUUUCAACAACUGCCACGAUCACAGUUCCUACCAAUACCACUACUACAACCACUAGUGGCUUUCAUCUGAAUGUACACCCAUGGAUUAAUUUCAAUGUUCAUUCGAUUGCUGCUACAACAUCUGUGCCUUCAAUAGUAACUCCUGUGGCAACAUAUGUUCAUCUGGAUGAUAUAACCAGGAAUGUGAAGCUUGAGCUACUGGAUGAAGACAAGAAAUUUCUCCAACUGGCCACCCAAAUCAGUAAUUGGGACCGUAAACUGGAUGCAAAUAUUGAGGAGCUUACUGCUUUACAUGGAAGAAUGGAAAAAGUGAAAAUGCAUCAAAGAAGAUUGAAACUUGAACUGAGCUGUCUGAUGCUAGAGCAGAAAGAACUACAAGAAAGGCUGAACCCUAUUGAGACCUACAUAAAACAGGAGAAUGAGUACCUUGAUGUGGAAAAUGAUGAUGAGGAAUCUUAGAAGAUGAAUGAUGAAUAUGAAGGUAGAAGAGUUACCAGCAAAAACGUGAUAAGAAGAUUGCAUUUGAUUGAGCUAGCGUGUUCAAUCUGGAGUGUUCAUUGCCUAUAGGUCAUGUUGAUAUUAAGUACAGUAGUGUUUACAGUUAUUACUUAAUCUUUGGUUGCAAUAAGCUGUAUGUGUGUAUGUGUUUUUUCAUUCAGAUACUGUGCUGUUUAGAAUUAUUCUCAUUUCUGUUGCUUCUGAAAUUAUGUAAUAACCAUUUGAAGCUCUUUGCCCAUGUAAUAGUGAGUUACAUGUGGAUUCUCUGUGUGUAGUGUAUAACCUACCAUUCUGUGCCCCACAUACUACCAACAGAAUGUGUUUUCCACCCUUCCCAUGUGAAUUAUGAUGACAUGCCUGCCAAAAAUAACGUGUCAGCCAGUUUUUAAAGUAUUAAUUGCUAGAUAUUGUAAAUCUUUGUGGUGAAUGGCAUGUACUAUCCACCUCUCGACAUCUAACUGCUUUCUAUCUGCAUGAAAACAGUAUGGACAACUCAAAGAAGUGCAUUAUGACUUACAAAAAUGUAGAAAUCCUGAGAAGAAAGCAAUAAGGUGGUUGUGGGAUUUGAAUUAUGAUUUUCCGUGUUUUGGUUUUUGUUAAUGGUACUAAGGAUGAAAGCCAGGACUACACAUGUGCACUAUCAACACUGGACAACUAGACUAUACCUCAGUCCUGAAUUAAGUGAUUUUAAAUAGAUAAGAUUCAGGCAAUUUUUUUUAUUAAAUUGAUAUCCUCAUGUUUUGUUGUUAGCAUAUGAUUUAUU